This is a messenger RNA of Trichophyton rubrum CBS 118892, 1539 nucleotides long. RefSeq lists its product as uncharacterized. Bases 1 to 1539 code for a protein of 512 amino acids. Lineage: Eukaryota; Fungi; Ascomycota; Eurotiomycetes; Onygenales; Arthrodermataceae. The transcript has 2 exons. The record is from RefSeq and is a predicted model, not a curated record. Gene Ontology annotation, cellular component: cytoplasm; mitochondrial inner membrane. Gene Ontology annotation, biological process: 'de novo' pyrimidine nucleobase biosynthetic process; pyrimidine ribonucleotide biosynthetic process. Gene Ontology annotation, molecular function: dihydroorotate dehydrogenase activity.
AUGAUUAUAAAACAGCUCCGCCUUGGCUCAGUACCAAUGGCCGGUUUCCGCUCCUCAGCAACCUGCUCCUUCUCACGAUCCCACAUAAUACGGAGCUGCUCCCUGCCCCGAACUCAUCUCCUACAUUCGAGCUCCAGAAAUGCAUCUACUGCUGCGAGUGAAUCUACGGCGAACACGGUGAUAAAUGCCCCACCACGGCCCAGACGGAAAUCCAGAGGUAUCGUUUGGACUACACUCAUGGUGCUUGGGUUGGGCUGCGGAUAUAUCUACAUCACAGACACACGAGCUGGGGUACACCAAUGGCUAGUACCACCUAUGCUGCGAUGGAUAUAUCCAGACGCCGAAGACGCUCACCAUUUUGGAGUGGACAUGCUUAAAUCACUGUACCGAUAUGGCCUGCAUCCGCGUGAGAGGGGGAAUCCUGACGGAGAUGGCAAAUUGGUGACCAAGGUCUUUGGAUAUACGCUGUGCAAUCCAAUUGGUAUUUCUGGCGGUCUUGAUAAGGACGCGGAAAUUCCAUCCCAACUAUUCGAGCUUGGGCCUGCGAUCGUCGAGGUUGGAGGGACCACGCCUCUUCCACAGGCAGGAAACCCGAGACCGAGAGUGUUCCGUAUACCGUCACAAAAUGCGCUAAUCAAUCGAUAUGGACUCAACUCAAAGGGAGCGGAUAACAUGGCCCUACUUCUCCGACAGAGAGUUCGCGAUUUUGCCUACUCCGCGGGUUUUGGUUUAGGUGACGCUGCUGAACAACGAGUCCUAGAUGGAGAGGCUGGUGUGCCCCCAGGAAGUUUGACAGAGGGCAAGCUUCUCGCUGUGCAGGUAGCCAAGAAUAAAACCACUCCAGAUGGCGAUAUUGAGGCCAUCAAGAGGGAUUAUGUCUACUGCGUCGAUCGUUUGGCAAAAUACGCUGAUAUACUGGUUGUUAACGUCUCUAGCCCAAAUACCCCUGGACUACGGGAUCUACAACGUGUUGAGCCUCUCACAAAGAUACUGACGGGCGUCGUUCAUGCUGCAAAGCGGACUGACCGACAGACUAAGCCAUUUGUAAUGGUCAAAGUCAGCCCGGAUGAGAACUCGGAAGAACAGAUCAAUGGUAUCUGUGAUGCUGUGACCAAAGCUGGUGUCGAUGGUGUUAUUGUUGGAAAUACUACAAACCGUCGACCCGAGGCUUUACCCAAGGGCUACAACAUGUCCAACGCAGAGCAAAACACCCUUCUUCAAACAGGUGGGUUUUCUGGGCCCCACCUAAUAGAAAGUACAGUAGCACUGGUUGCCAAAUACCGUGCCGAACUUGACCAGCGUGCCAUCCCUGCAGGCCCAGCUGUGGACGAAGAGAGUAUACCCGCCACCGACAUUGUGGCUAGCCCGCCUCGAAAAGUCAUAUUUGCUUCCGGUGGCAUUACGAACGGUGCGCAGGCACUUGCGGCAAUCAAUGCCGGCGCUGAUGUUGCCAUGCUUUAUACCGGCUUAGUGUAUGGCGGAAGCGGGACAAUAACUAGGAUGAAGGAGGAAAUGCGGGCGGCUAUAAAAUGCAACUAG